UUAUUUUCGCCGCCGAGUUCAAGCUCAAAGCCGCAAGGGUCGUUAGGGUUUAAACUCUCUCUUUCUCUCUCUUAGGGUUUUGGGGCGCGACGGAGAGAGGAGAGAGAGAUCGAGCUCGCCAUGGACAACUCCCCCGAGCUUCAGCGUUUCAUAGAGCAAGAGAAGCAGAAAGCUAUGGUCAGUGAGAUGGUGGGGAAGUUAACGAAUGUAUGCUGGGACAAAUGCAUCACCGGCACGCCUGGAAGUAAGUUCAGCUCCAGCGAAACAGCUUGCCUCACCAACUGUGCACAACGGUUCCUCGACAUGAGCAUGAUUAUUGCUAAGCGUUUCGAAUCCAUGCAGUAAACUGUGGUACUGUCAAAUUUGCCUUCUAAUUAACAUUUCUUUUGCCUACUUUCAAAGUUCAGCUUGGGUGAAUGUUCUUGUGAACAAAUGCUUCCACUUGGCUUGACUUGAAUUUUGCUUUAUAGAUUGUCUUCUUGUGUUCUUUAGUUAUUUGAUAAUAUAGAAUUUUGUAUUCAGAAAACCUAUGUUCUUCGUAUAUGACUAGAUGAUUGUGAGGUUACUGAAUGGUUGAAUGACUAUUCCAGUUUUUGCUCCUAAUUUUCUUUAGGACUCGA
Molecule: messenger RNA, 620 nt
Organism: Ananas comosus (pineapple)
Lineage: Eukaryota; Viridiplantae; Streptophyta; Magnoliopsida; Poales; Bromeliaceae
Product: mitochondrial import inner membrane translocase subunit TIM8
Exons: 2
Coding region: 121-345 (74 amino acids)
Source: RefSeq, a predicted model, not a curated record